GUCUGUAAUGAAAUGAAAACAACUACAUUUAUUAUAUCUGUGAAAUAUCUUCAAGAGUGUAAAAAAUUAUUUUUACAUGUUCCUUUGCUAUUAAGAUGUUAAAUUCAAUCAUUUUCAGAAAAGAAAUCAACAAUUUAUAUUUGAAUAUUGAAGGUCAUUUUUCAUGCUUCUGUCACUUUCUGAUUUAUUUUUGGAACUCUAUAGGACAAAACUCUUGUUUUAGAUUACAAGAGUUAACUUCGACAUUCUUUACCAGGUAAGAGUAUUUCAGCUUUUAACCCUAAUUCAGACUGUCAAUUGAUCAAAGCAAUUACCAAAUCACCUGUAAUUGAUAGUGGACACAUGUACUGUAUAUACAGGUAUCGUAAUGCGAGUUCAUUACGUAAUAAUCGUCUAUGAAAGGAGGUGUGAACUAUUAAUUAGCCUUAAGUACUCUGCCUUGGAACACACUAAUUAUUCUAAUGAGUUAAAAGGACAGUUAAAAUGAUAUUGGUCAAUCACAAGGGACACAGGGGUGCUUGUCAGAGGCAAAGGGGCGCGCUGAUUAGAGGGCGGGGCGCAGCACCCCUCCUUUUCUCCCUAGCUGAAACACUUGAAAACAGUUUGAACUAAUUUCUUCUCAAAUGCACCAGAAAAAAUCAUUCUGCUUAAUUAAUAAUCAAUUAUUUAAAAAAAAAAAAUUAAGAAAAUUGUUACUUUGACAAAUAUUACCCUUUUCUCAAACAAUAGACAUCCAAAAUUAUGGCUAAAAAGAAAUCCGACGUUUUUCAGGCUUUUUUAGUAUUUUGAUAUUUUACGUUCGCGGAAAACGUCAGAACCGGCGACAUUAGUAUUGCCAUUACAAAAACUAGAAAUUUGGCCGUCUCCAAGCAGAGUUGAUUUUUCAAUGCAUGCGAACCGAUCGAGAUGAAUCAAUAGCACAUUGUUUUAAGUACUCAUUAAUAUUGAUGAAAAGAAAACGACACUCUACAUUUCGAUACAGAACUUGCAAGAUUUUAAAAAGCACGAAAUCAAGACAAAUCUCGUUUUUUCAUCUGAUUGUACAUUUUAUCAAUGAACCAUUAAAACGAUAUUUGUGAUUAAUAAAAGUAUUUGCUAUUGAUAACUUGUUAGUUUUACAUUCAAUUCGGUUCGCAAAUAUCUAGAAUCAAUCUGAGAAGCCGUCUUCGGUUGGAGGCGGCGAAUUCCCAGUUUUCGAAGUGUCAUUUUUUUCUGUAAUGCAUGUAAUUGAUGUAUUUUCAGCUUCUUUGUUUUCAAUGAUCUUUCAUCACAAUGUUUAAAAAGGAACGACAUGCUAGGGUUUUAUACAUGUUUCCCUUUCAUUAUGUACUUUUCACAUUUCAUUUUGCGGUACAAAUCGAAUUUCUGUAGCCUGGUCGGUGAGAAAUCUCUAAGACAUCUGCUUUUCUAAUCAAAAAUGCAUAUCAAACUUGCAAACUUUAAAAAACAUAAUUUAUCCCAUGUUUACCCCCUUUGUCCCUUUGAUAUGACUCACUGGAUAUUUUUUAUAUUUUUACAUUCGCUGUGUUCUUCUACUAAGCCAACUGUGAAAUUGUUUUUAAAGUCAUUUUUGUGUAGACUCACGCGUAGAAAUAUACACGGAGAAACGUGCCUUAACGUGACGUCACAAUGAGGCUACAGCGACGUUAGUAAAAAUGCAGCGAAAUAGGACAGCGAGAAAUUAAAAUAUUGAGUAUAUUUUAGUUGCUUCCAAACAUGUAAAAUGUUAAUAUAAGGAAUGUUUUUCAGUUUAGUGUGAAUUAUUAGUGUGUGAAUUACAUAGACUUGCACGUAGGCAUAUUUUUCAUGAAACGCUAGCGCUUCAUGAAAUAUGCCUACGUGACAAGUCUGUGUGAUUCACACACCAAUAACUCACACAAAACUUAAAAACAUCCCUUAAAUAUCCCACAUUUCAGUGCAGUUAUGACGUCACAAUGUCUUUUGUGUUAGCGUGUUGAAGUAAAAUAAAGAAGAGUCCUAUUAGAAAUCAGUGUAAAAUAUUAGUUGUGAAGUAUUACAUGUAAACAUGGGAUAAACAGAAUCUCCAAUUAUUUGUGGGUGGAUUUUACUUUUAUCCAACUCGUUGUGUGUUUUUAUCCCCUAUCCAAGGCUCGGGGAUAAAAAACACACAACUCCUUGGAUAAAACUCAUAUCCAGCUACAAACCAUGGGUGAUCCUAUAUUUAUAUCAUUAAACUAUGAUCAAAAUAUGAAGUGUUUUAUUUUCUGAAGUUUCAUACUUUCUUUUGGUAAAGUAUGUACACAUAUAAUAGUUACAGAUUUCCAACAUCUGAUUUACAGACUUUUUUCCAAAUUCUUUGUUUUUUAUAUUCAAAUGUAGGUUUCUAUUAAAUUUAUAAACGUGAACCAAUCUUCAUUGAUAAGUGUUGAUUAAGCAUAAAAUAAUCGAAUUAUUUCAAUUAUAUCAAAGCUGCCUUUAUACAACUAAACAGACAGAGACAUACAGUCGGACAGAGGUGGAGAUCUGACUAAUGUUACUUUUCUUCUGCUACAGCGUGAAAAUCCAGGUGGCAGCUCUCAUGUUUAUGACGAAAUCAAACAUGUUCAUGUAGAUACAUCACGGGGAGACAGUUAUUCUGUAGUGGCUGCCAUAGACUUUGGUACUACAUACAGCGGAUAUGCGUACAUGUUUACAAAGGAUUCGAACAGUUCGAGCUAUUCAGAACCCCCAAUUUAUUCACCAAUUCAUUCACCAAGGUGGCCUGGCAAUGGAACAAUGUCAAACAGAGUACCUACAGCAGUUUUGUUUGGACCAGAUGGAUCAUUCCUCAAGUUUGGAUACGAAGCCAAUACAUACAUGCAAGAUAAUCCAAAUGAUGAGGAUCUCGAGAAGUUUUAUUUUUUUCAGGAUUUCAAAAUGCUGCUUUAUCAAAGAAAGGACUUAUCACUGAAUACGCAAAUUCCAGAUAUUACGGGUCGGAAAACUUUACCAGCUAUCAUCGUUUUCUCAAGUGUAAUUGAGUUCUUCUCAAAUCAUCUAAUGUCAAACUUGACCCAUCAUUUUGGAUCAUCAUUUAUUGAGAAAAAAGAAAUAUUUUGGGUAUUAACUGUGCCAGCCAUUUGGAGUCUGAGAGCUAAAUGCUUCAUGCGAGAGGCGGCUGAAAAGGCCGGUAUACCCGCCAAUCAACUAUCUAUUGCACUAGAACCAGAAGCAGCCAGUGUGUUAUGUCGCGAAAAAGGAGCGUAUGUUUUAUCAAAUGACAGAAUUGGAGCCGGACAGAAAACUCUCCAACCUCUCGAAGACAAUUCAACAUAUCUCGUUGUAGAUAUGGGAGGUGGUACAGUUGACAUAACUCUUCACCAUUUGCUUGAAGGAGGAGGACUUCGGGAACUAUACAAAGCCAGCGGUGGAGAUUUCGGAGGAAACCAGGUCAAUAAAAAAUAUUUGGUAUUUCUCGAAAAGUUAUUUGGAAAAGAUAUUCUGGAAGCGGUAAAACAAAAACAUCCAUCUUGUUGGUUUGAAAUGCUUACAAAUUUUGAACGCAAAAAGAGAACCAUUGGAGAACAUAAUGAUCACGAUAGAGUUGUCAUCGGUUUUCCCUUUUUAUUUGUGGAAGAAUACACGAAAUCAAAAGAUCAUGACUUUCAGGAAAGAAUAAACCCUCUCUGCUAUGGAGAAGACGUAGAAAUCAAGAACGAUAAAUUGUACAUAAAAGAGAAAAUCUUUAAGUCUUUUUUCGAAGGCUCUCUAGGGAAAAUCAAAAAUUGUAUUGAAACAAUUUUAGAACAUGGGGGCAAUACAGAUACUAUACUGUUUGUUGGUGGUCUUGCAGAAUCACCCUAUCUUAUUAAAAUGCUCAGAGAGCAUUUUAGUUAUUCAAAGGUUCUUGUACCAGAGGACCCAUCUCUCGCAGUCUUGAAGGGAGCUGUGAAGUUUGGACUCAACCCAACAAUAAUUCGAUCAAGAAUUUGUCAAUACACUUAUGGCUUCGCCAAACAAAAACCCUUUAUUGAUGGCAAAGAUGACGAAACAAGGAGAAAAACGUGCUUCGGUAAUCGAUAUUACAUAGAUGAUGUCUUUGAUAAACAUGUUGAAAUAGGGGAAAUGCUAGAAGUCGGAAAAUUUCAACAACCUAAAGAUUAUCAUCCACUUGACAAUGACCAAGUGGUAAUAAUUCUAGAGCUUUAUGCAUCCACAGAGAAAUAUCCAAAAUAUGUCAACGACCCAUCUUGCCACUUAGUUGGUGUCAUGAAGCUUGAUGUGAAGCCGAGAAAUCCUGGAGAAGACGGUACAAUUUCAGUUUGCCUCAACUUUAGUGGAACAGAACUAGAGAUAGAAGCAUGGGAAAAAAGAACUAGAAAUAUUACCCGCAAAAAGGUCAAUUUCUUAGGAUAGUUAUCUAAAAAAAAGAAAAACACACACGUAUAUUUUUAACAUAAAUAAAAAAAAAUGAAGUUCAGGUUUAAUUUAUUCACUUAGCGCUUUCGCCGUUUGGAAAUCAGUUUGGCCAAUACAUACUCUUUAACUGGAAGCGAUAUUUAGACGAUUAUUUCAUUUUUCUGUAACACAGUAAAGGAAAAUUUGCAAGAAUUUCAUACUAUUCUCAAAAAUCUGCACCCAUCUUUUCAAUUUACGUUGUAAAAAAGAGCGGAUAAGAACUACCCUUUUUCGAUAUCCUUAUAUAUAAGAAGAGUCGUAAAAUCAUAACAGAUUUUUACUCCAAGAAAACGCAUUCCCACCAUAACCUUGCAUUUAUUUUCUACCAUCCGUUAGUUGUUAUACGUUACAUACCCUUCAAUAUGGCAAGACGUGUUUAGUAUCGUCAUAGAUGAAACCAGAAUGUCUGUCUAUAGGAAUUGAAAACGUUUUUACUUAGACAAAACAUCAAUCUUUAUUAGACGUCUUUCUUGCAAGGGCCAAGUAAAUACAAACUGCAGAUAUCCGGAGUUAUACUAGACUAGGGACCCAGGCAAACGAUAAGGAAAUCAUACUUGUCGUUAAACAUAAAACUCUAUAGAACAGUGUUUUCCCCUUUUACAAAUUAAAAGGAAUUAUAAAUGACCCGAAGAACACUAUCCAAGGCCGGCUCCAACCCUCAAAGGGAAGAAACUCCUUACAGAGCCAGGUUUUAGUCAAAUGCAGACAAACAUACAAUAGCCAAAUGUAUGGACACCCUAUAUGAUGUCCUUAUUUAAAACAGGGGAGAGGUUUACAUUUAAAUGUUGUAAAACAUACCGUUAAAGCCAAUAUACCUGGUAUCAUGCAAAUCUAAAGCUUUUUAUGCUGUACAGUGUAUGACUUGUACUUCAUGUUGGGAAAACUACAUUUGACAGACCGGUAACAAUCUAGCUGACCGCAUCAGAGUCAAAAAGCAACAAAUACGGAAUUCCUCUGUCAUGACUAUGCCUUGUAGUGAACAUUUGGAGUCAUGACCGAAUGAAAACUUUUCGAUAUUUCCAUUUAAUUUAGGAAGAUAAUGAAGAAUUACUCAGGGCCAAGGAGUAUUAUUUUGUAAAAUCAUUCAAACAUCAGCUUAAUGUAAAUUUAAAAUGUUGACGUUAAAAUAACAGUCUUAUUCAUUACUAUAUGUAUAAACAUGUGUUCUAUUCUAUAUUUAUAGCACCCUAUUGGCAUUUACCUUCAAUAUAUAUACUUCUAAUAC
This is a messenger RNA of Saccostrea cuccullata (small rock oyster), 5623 nucleotides long. RefSeq names its product heat shock 70 kDa protein 12A-like. Gene Ontology annotation, molecular function: ATP-dependent protein folding chaperone; ATP binding. NCBI's taxonomy places the organism in Eukaryota, Metazoa, Mollusca, Bivalvia, Ostreida, Ostreidae. The transcript is spliced from 5 exons. The record is from RefSeq and is a predicted model, not a curated record. Bases 2647 to 4356 code for a protein of 569 amino acids.